Harpegnathos saltator (Jerdon's jumping ant) is the source of this 888-nucleotide messenger RNA. RefSeq names its product cadherin-86C-like. The coding region runs from base 117 to 647 and encodes 176 amino acids. NCBI's taxonomy places the organism in Eukaryota, Metazoa, Arthropoda, Insecta, Hymenoptera, Formicidae. Gene Ontology annotation, biological process: multicellular organism development; cell migration; homophilic cell-cell adhesion. The record is from RefSeq and is a predicted model, not a curated record. The transcript has 5 exons. Gene Ontology annotation, molecular function: calcium ion binding; beta-catenin binding; cadherin binding. Gene Ontology annotation, cellular component: membrane; catenin complex.
GCAAGACGGUUUACAUCGAAUUGUGGCAACCCAAGGAACUCUUCACCAUUCGACAACAACAAACGCCGACGCAAACGCGCGGUGCAAUUACGUUGAUCGGCGAGUUGGAUUUCGAGAUGCAAUCGAUGUACACUCUCACCAUUUACGCAACGGAUCCCUACACAGAACCCGGGAAGGACACCCGAAACAUCGCGGGGCUGAACAUCGUCGUUGUGGUUAAAGAUGUGCAGGAUGUGCCGCCGAUUUUUACCUUGGCGCCUCCUUUAACCCGCCUUAACAAUUCUAUGCAAACUGGCGACAUAAUACUACGAGUUCACGCGGAAGAUGGAGAUAAGGGAGUGCCGCGUGAAAUCACGUACGGUCUGGUGUCCGAGGGCAACCCCUUCAUACCAUUCUUCAACAUCUCGGAAACGACCGGCGAGAUCGUUCUUGCUCGACCUUUGGAGGAGCUCACACAAAUCACCCACGUCGGCGCACCGGUCGUGCUCAGCGUGGUCGCCGAAGAAAUACGAAGAUCGAGAGACGAGCCGCCGGCUCAGGCGACGGUCGUCGAAGUCGGUUUCCUCCUCGGCGAACCUGGCAACAGCCCGCCGUAUUUUGAGAACGAUAAGUUGGUACCUAAUGAUUUCAAUAUAACGAGCGCGUAAGAGUCUCGGGUCAACGUCCUCGCGCGGAUACUUGACCUCGUUUCUGUAGAUGGACGACGCGGCGACUUACGGUAUUUUUCCAGCCUGUUUGCCCUUUGCGAGCCCUUUACCGCUUAUCGUCCCGUUAAUCGAGUUCAAGUCAAAACGUAGAACGUAGAAAUUCACGUCGUUUCUCGCGAGGUACAGAUGACAAAUAUUUUUAUCGUCACACAUAGUUAUGAUAUCCACUUGAAUCUUUCCU